This is a messenger RNA of Lactuca sativa (garden lettuce), 1311 nucleotides long. RefSeq names its product ubiquinol-cytochrome C chaperone family protein. Gene Ontology annotation, biological process: mitochondrial respiratory chain complex III assembly. The record is from RefSeq and is a predicted model, not a curated record. Gene Ontology annotation, cellular component: mitochondrion. NCBI's taxonomy places the organism in Eukaryota, Viridiplantae, Streptophyta, Magnoliopsida, Asterales, Asteraceae.
AUAAUUAAUUUAGUACAAAAUCGGAGUAUAACGGUGCAAACCGUGGAUUAACCAAUUUUCUUCUGCUUUAGGGUUUAAGACCUUGGGGAGAGUUUGACGGAAAAUCUCCAUUUGCUAACUGCACAUCACCUGCUUGCAUCGACAACUACACGUUUUGUUGCAACGACGAUGAUGCCUCGAUGGAGCAGGACACUGGCUAAUAUUUAUAAAGUAGGGAAACAGAGUAAAUCAGAUAUGCCUAGAGAUCUGUAUGCUCUUCCGUGCCGGCGAAUUUCUAGGGUUGCCGCCGUUGAGGUGCCAGAAGCUUCAGAUGCUGCUGAGAAAUACACUGGUGCUAAAUCAGAGGUAAAUCUGAAUAAGCUGUUUCGUGCUAAGCCUUGUUCUUUAGCCUUGCCACCUGGAUCUGCUCUGAGGAUCGAGGAGCCUAACUAUGAGGGUCUCCGCCAAUUUCUCCUCAAAUUGAUGCUGUUUUAUAGCAAACAGAGCAAGUCUAUUCGAGCUGCAAAUGUCAUUUAUCGCCGUGUUAUAUCUCAAGUGGAUAAACCUGCCAUUUAUGAUGUUUUUAGCUUGGAGAAAACGUUUAGAACAAAUUUCUCCAUGCUUGUAGUACACAUGUGGCUCUGUUUGCGUCGAUUGAAAGCAGAAGGAAAAGAAGGUGUUGAAUUGGGGCAAUAUGUGUAUGAAAUCUACAAUCAUGAUUUAGAGAUGAGAGUCUCAAAAGCAGGGGUUAAUUUGCUGUUGUCUAAAUGGAUGAGGGAGUUGGAAAAAGUAUUCUAUGGAAAUAUUGUUGCUUUUGAUACUGCCAUGCUUCCAGAAGCUAAACAGGAUGACUUGCAGACUGCAAUAUGGAAAAAUGUCUUUCUUGAAGAUGGUUCAUCGAAGCUAGAUGCUGCUUCAUUACCAGCUGUCAUGGCUUUCACAAGAUAUGUUAGGCGAGAAUGUACUUGCUUGUCAUUAACAGAUAAAGAAGCUAUGUUCUCUGGCAACUUCUUGUUCACCUCUCUUGAAAACCCAAAACCUUAACUUUAUUUGUUUUUCAGAGCUGUCGAGGCUUUUUUUCCCCUUAUAUGGAUACAUAAACAGUCUCUUUGAAUAAAUAUUUGUUUUUGUUUUUUCCUGACACACAAAAAAAAGCUCCAUUAUUGGCGUGAGGAAUCCACAAAUUACUUUGGGAUUAUUUCAUAAAUUGACCCAAAAUAUUGGGACUUUUCUGCAAAAAAAAAAAUCUUAUUAUUUUUAUUAUUAUUUCAUUAAAAAUGUAAAUAAGUAUAUUAAGACUUUUUUGUAAAAAAAAUAAUAAUUUUGCUUUUA